This is a messenger RNA of Thamnophis sirtalis, 1814 nucleotides long. The record is from RefSeq and is a predicted model, not a curated record. NCBI's taxonomy places the organism in Eukaryota, Metazoa, Chordata, Lepidosauria, Squamata, Natricidae.
UUCUGUUGCAAUUCUACCCAGUUCCCAUUAAAAUUUCAGUCAGUGUAUGAUCGCAAGGAAUACAUGACAGAGAUCUGCACUCAUGAAUUGGUUUUCUGUUCUGGCAAAAAAUGAUUGGAAGACUCACUUUAUAUUGUGGAAUAGCAAUGCUGCAUUGGCACAUUAUCUACCCUGUUUGCGAAGAUCUUUGCAUAAUGGUGACUUCAACAUUCAUCCCUUGGUAAAAGAAGCUAUGGAGAGUAGAAAACCAGUUGUUGCCUUGGAAAGCACCAUAGUCACACAUGGCAUGCCAUAUCCACAGAAUCUGAGCAUGGCCAGAGAAGUGGAAGAAAUUGUCAGAGCAAAUGGGUGUGUGCCAGCAACUAUUGGCAUAUUAAAUGGCCACAUCCAUGUGGGCCUCCAAGAUGAAGAACUGGACACUCUGGGAACAGCCAAGGACGUCGUGAAAGUCUCUCGCAGAGACUUCCCCUAUGUUCUCAGCCAGGGAUUGUCUGGGGGAACUACUGUUUCCGGAACCAUGAUUGUGGCACACAAAGCAAGAAUUCCAGUUUUUGUAACUGGAGGAAUUGGAGGAGUCCACCGGGGAGGAGAAAAGACUUUGGACGUGAGUGCUGAUCUGACUGAGUUAAGUCGUACUCCAGUUGCUGUAAUUUCUGCAGGUGUAAAGUCUGUACUUGAUAUUGGCAGGACACUGGAGUAUCUAGAAACUCAAGGUGUCUGUGUGGCCACCUUUGGAAAAUCAAGAGAAUUCCCAGCCUUCUUCUCUCACCAAAGUGGCUUCCAAGCACCAUAUCAGGUGCAGGAUGAGAACGCUGCUGCUCAACUGAUUGAAAAAGAUCACAGGAAAGGAGCUUACACCCUUUUUGCUGCAGAGGGUAAAUGAGUUAUCUGGUGGAGAGUCACUGAAGUCCAAUAUUGCAUUGAUCAAGAAUAAUGCCAUAGUGGGCAGCCGCAUUGCUGUAGCCCUGAACAGGCUCCAAAGAGGUCAAGGUGGGAGAGGCAGCUUGUCUCAAAAUGAAAACACACCUAGUGUGCCAAGGCCAGUAGUCAUUGGUGGCAUCAACAUUGACAUCAUAGCCAAGGCAAAAGCUGCAGCAAUAAAAGAUGGGGGGCAGACAAAUCCGUCUACAGUGAGACAAUCUUUUGGCGGUGUUGGCAAAAAUCUAGCAGAUUGCUUAAGUCGUCUUGGGAAGAUGCCCGUUUUUAUCUCAGUCAUGGGGAAAGAUGAACAUUCAGAAUCUGUUUUGCGACACUGCAGGCAUAUGGAUAUGAGAGGAGUCUUACAACUGAAAGGACGCAACACAGCAACUUACUGUGCUGUAAUCACAGGCACUGGAGAACUUACCUUUGGCUUGGGAGACAUGGAAAUCCACCAGCAGAUAACAGAGCAAUAUGUGUCACAGUUCAAGGAGAAUCUGUGCUUGGCUCCAGUGAUAUGCAUUGAUGGGAAUGUGCCAGUUUCUACCAUUGAGUACAUCUGUCAGAUUGCCAGAGAACAUCAAUUAGCAGUGUACUAUGAACCCACAGAUGUGAACAAAGCUUCAAAGCCUUUUCUUUCAGAGAGUUGGAGAGGUCUGACCUGCAUAUCUCCCAACUUUCGGGAACUCCGAGCCAUCAGUCAGACCCUGGGAAAUCCUGUGCCAACAGAUCUACCAUCAAAGAUGGAGGACAUUAUCAAGACUGCUAUUGCUCUGGUUUAUCCUUUAUUGAGAGGGCUACACUGUGUGGUAGUAACUCUUGGUCAACAUGGAGUCCUGCUGUGUGGCCGAAGCAAGGGUGGAAGUGUCUCUCUGCACCCUCAAACAUGCUCUGAG